AUGGCUCAGCAUUUUAUGUAUCUUCCUCAGACUUCUCCGUCGAUUAACUUCGCCGAGGUACUGUAUUCAGCAUUGUUCUUAAUCCAAGGAAAGCGAAGAAGAUCAUCAAAAAACGGCAGUGAUCAAGAGAAGCGAUCUAGUAGUAGUGAGCCUGUAGAUUCGAAGCCUAAGAGUUACAGCAAGAGUGAAAUCGCAGCACACAACAAAAGAGACGAUUGUUGGGUCAUAAUCAAGGACAAGGUUUAUGAUAUCACUUCUUAUGUCGAAGAACAUCCUGGUGGUGACGCCAUUCUAGAUCACGCUGGUGAUGAUUCCACUGAUGGUUUUUUCGGACCGCAACACGCCACUCGUGUUUUUGACAUGAUCGACGAUUUCUACAUCGGUGAACUUCGCAAGUAA
Messenger RNA from Microthlaspi erraticum, 399 nucleotides. NCBI's taxonomy places the organism in Eukaryota, Viridiplantae, Streptophyta, Magnoliopsida, Brassicales, Brassicaceae. The record is from the annotation of a GenBank genome assembly.